Molecule: messenger RNA, 918 nt
Organism: Kwoniella botswanensis
Lineage: Eukaryota; Fungi; Basidiomycota; Tremellomycetes; Tremellales; Cryptococcaceae
Exons: 1
Coding region: 1-918 (305 amino acids)
Source: RefSeq, a predicted model, not a curated record
AUGUCAAAAGCAGGACGAAUUGAGGAAGAAGAAGAAGAAGACCCAACAGAUAUAUUCGAUACAUCACUAUCAUCCUUAUUCUCAAUUCCUCCUAUAGGUUUCGCACCGGAUCAUAAUGGUUACUUCACUUACAAUACACCUAUUUCGGAUAGCCAAAAUCCAGCUACUCAGUCUAAAGCGAUAAAGCUCAAAAUACCUUCACCGCCUUCAUCGCUCUACACCACUCUUCAAGCCCAACUCAUCUGGCCAUCGUCAAUCUACCUUGCCGACCUGAUCUCCCUCGGAACGAUAGAUGUCAAAGACAAAAACGUAGUGGAAUUAGGCUCAGCGGCUGGGUUACCUGGUGUAGUUGCCAGUAUCAGGGGAGUGAAGAAGGUCGUAUCGACAGAUUAUGGGGUCAAAGAAGUGUUAGAUGUUCUAGAAGAUAAUUUCAGAACGAAUAGUACGAAGGAUAACCAGGAUAGGUGGGAGGUGAAAGGUCAUUGUUGGGGAGAUAGUGUUGAUGAUUUAGUAAAGUGCAUUUCACCAGAAUUAAUAAAGUCCAAUGGACUCGGGUCGAAAGUGAUCGACGCUCAGAAUGAGGAAGAUGGUCAUACAAGUAAUGAAGCUACCAGAACCAAAUUCGAUAUGAUCCUAGCUGCCGAUGUCCUAUGGACCACCUCCACCCAUCAGAUUCUCCUCGAUUCUAUUAUCUCAUUAAUGACCAAGGACGGUAUAACCCACAUCACAGCUGGACUACAUACCGGUCGAGGACCAUUGGAACGGUUUAUGCGUUCCGCCAAAGAUAGAGGGUUAGUCGUGGAAUAUAAAGGUGAAGUUAGAUUGAAAGGUGAUAAUUCAUGGGAAGAAUAUAAUCAAUCUAUGGCGGUAGAAGGAGAGGAAGAAAGAGGGGUGGUAGUUUGGUUUACACUUAGAUGA